AUGGGGGUGUCUUCCCUUGCUGCGAUUCUUCAUGCCGGGGCGUUGCUGCUUAAACUUGACAGAAAUUGGGACUGGUUCACUACAUUAAGCACCUCAGACUAUCCACUCUUCAGUCAAGAUGGUAAAAUGAAUGCUAUACCUUUUCAGGACAUUGCUAUCAAAGUCGAACAUGGUGCAAUAAACAUGUCAAGUUACAAUGAACAGUCGACUCAUGCAAUUUUUGCUAGUCUGUUGAGAGCAAAUGAUCCCAUGAUGUUAGUAAUUGACAAGUUCAUUCUAAAACGCCCUCAAGAAGGGGCAGUGUUAAGAAAAUGGUGCAAACAUGGAGGACUGAAUGUUAGCACGAGCAAUGAAAAUGCUUACGGGGAUAUGCGUUCGACUUGGGAAAACAUUGAUAUUAUUAAUAAGGAAUUCAGGGUAUUAAGCUUCGAAAUUUGA
Messenger RNA from Fraxinus pennsylvanica, 438 nucleotides. Lineage: Eukaryota; Viridiplantae; Streptophyta; Magnoliopsida; Lamiales; Oleaceae. The record is from the annotation of a GenBank genome assembly.